AUGUCUGAAAAAGAAGAUAAUCUCAAAUAAACUAAUAAUCUCAACUAAGAGAAUUUAGUUUUGAAGCAGAUAUAAGGUUCUCAGCCCUAAAAAAAUAUUGAACUUACUUUUACUGUUUCAUAAUAUAAUGAAACACAAAAUCCUACUAUUAAUGAUUUCAAUCAAAAUUAAAUCGAAGACUCAUAAUCUAAAGCUUCAGAGAGAUAUUCGGGCUUAAAUAAUGCAAAAUUGCAAAAUAAAUCUUCAAAGUACACUGAAUUAUAAGAAGAACCAGAAGAAGAAGGCUAGGAAUAAAAGUGGAAAAAAUUUAAUUUCUACAUGAAUACUAGUUUCCUUGGGUAGAUAUUUUUAAUAGAUUUGUUCAGACUUCUGUUAAAAGCUGCCAAGGAAUCAAGGAUUUACAAGCAAUUUAGUAUUGAUAAUGCUCCUUAGCUGUUUCCAUGGCAUUAUACAGAACAUACCCAUAAAAGACUGCAAAAAUAUUUAGAUGAAGAUGUUGAAAAGGCAUAAAAAUAGGGAAAAGAUAUAGUUGGAAUGAAUUUUAUAUGGAUAUUCUUAAAGAUUUUUAAAUAUCAAAUGAUAAUUAUUUUUUUACUAUAAAUUAUUGGAAGCAGCUUUAAAAUGUAUUCAACUCUCCAUAUCAAGAGUUUAAUUCAAUCUAUUUAAAAAAAUGGAGUUACUACUCAAGCUUACAUAGAUGCUGUUUAAUUAAAUGUCUCCAUGAUUCUUUAUGUGUUAUUUUAUCACAAUACACCCAGAUUAAAUUGCAUGAUAUUCUCUAUUUUUAGAAAUGCAUUUAUGAAAGCCCUAUAUUUUAAAGUUGCAUCUUUAUCUUCACAUGCAGUAAAGUAAGCAAAUGUGGGUAAAUUAAUUAAUCUAGUUGCUAACGAUCUUGCUAAUGUGGAAAAUCGCUUCAAUGUCAUGCUCUCAGUUAUCACAGCACCUUAUCCACUCAUUGUUAUUUUUGUACUAAUAUAUCAAAACUAUGGAUUAAUGGGUUUGAUAGGAUUUUUCUUAAUGAGUUUGACAUGUCCUAUUUAAAUGCUAAUUUCAAGAUAUGUUUCUCCUUAUUAUGAGCAAAAAUCUAAGAUAAUUGAUGAAAGAGUCAAGCUCACUAAUGAAAUAAUUGAAGGUAUACGUUUAAUUAAGAUGUAUGCAUGGGAAAAGGCUUUCGAAAAGAGUAUUUAAAUAAUUAAAGUCUAAGAAUAUAGAAAGAAUAUUAUCAUCUAAGCUCUUACUUUAGUAAAUCACAGCAUAGAAUUUGUUUCUAGUUUAUUUGGUACUUAUAUCACAUUUUUCCUUGUUUAUUACUUUUAAGAGGGCGCAAAUUUAGACCUACCUACAAUCUUUUCAACUUGUGAUCAGUUUAACUAUAUCAGAAGCGAAGUUAUUAGCUCAGUUGGCUGGGGAAUUUCAGGUUUUUUUCAACUAAAAGUAGUUCUUAAUAGAAUGGCAAGUGUGAUUAACUUAAAAAACACUUCUAUGACAUGCAUUUAAGGUUAAAAUAAAUUUGAGGAUAAUGAAGAUUUAUAAGUUGGAACUGUUAAGUUUGAAGAUUUCACUGCUUAUUGGAAAGAAAACACUCCUGUUUUAUAAGAUAUAAAUCUUUAAGUUAAUUAAAGAGAAAUCGUUAGCAUUAUUGGAAAAGUAGGUUCUGGUAAAACUUCACUGCUAAAUUGUAUUUUAAAAGAAGUUCCUCUUUAUAAGGGAAGCUUUAACUAUAAAGGAAAGCUUGCUUAUGUUGAGCAGGAACCUUACAUUUUUAACUGCUCAAUAAAAGAGAAUAUUACAUUUGGCAAAUAAUAUGAUGAAGAUCUCUACAAAAAAGUUAUUAAAUCUUGCUGUUUGGAAGAAGAUAUCAAAUCUUUUGAUUAAGGAGACAAUACUCAAAUAGGUGAAAGAGGUUUAAACAUCAGCGGAGGUCAAAAAGCUAGAAUUUCUUUAGCAAGAGCUCUCUAUUCUGAAGCAGAUAUUUAUCUUCUUGAUGAUCCUCUCUCUGCAGUUGAUGCUAAGGUGGCUUAAAACUUAUUUUUUGAUGUUAUCAAAUUCGUUAGCAAUAAAGCUACUGUUAUUCUCACUACUCACUAAAUCCACUUCUCAAGAUAUACAGAUCGAGUACUUAUAUUCGAAGAUGGUAAAAUUAAAAAUGAUGGAAAAUAUGCAGAAUUAGAGAGUGAAAUCAAAAAGCUUUCUCUUUAGCUCAGUCACACAUCUGAUGAUGAAAAUAAGACAAAAGAUGAAGAAGAGGAUGAAUUUCUGACAUAAUAAGAAAACUAAGAAUUAAAUAAUAGCAAAAACCAGCAAUAGAUUAUUGAUUAAUCAGAUUAACAAUCAAAUGAAGAAAAAAUAAAAGAAGUUUUUGAUCAAAAUUAAAAAGGUGAAAAGCCAAAUUUAUUAGUUUCUUAACCAUAGCCCUAAUAAAACUAAGAAAAGGAUGUUAAGGCAUCAUUUGGAACUUAUAAGUUUUUUUAUAAAUCGUCAGAUAUGCCUUUCCUUAUUUUUAUUAUUCUUUUUCUUUUUGCAGGAAGCGAAGUCUUUUUCGUGUUAUACAAUUAAACUCUUGGAACAAUUGUCAAAGAAGAUAUUCCUAGUGUACUUGCUAAAUUAGGCUGGAUAGUACUAGCAUAUUUUAUAAUUUAAUUGCUGAAAAAUACUCUUGCUGUCUACUAUUUCAACAACAGUGCUUUUAACAUUCAUUAAAAAAUGAUUAACUCUCUCUUAAGAGCAACUGUACAAUUUUUUGAUGUCACUUCGUCAGGCAAAAUUCUUAAUCUCUUUUCAACUGACAUAGGUAUUGUCGACACAACUUUACUAACUUAAGCAGCUGAUGUCUUUGAAAUAAUAAUUUAAAUAUUCAUCUUUUUAAUAAGCAUAAUGGUUAUGGCCCCUUAUUUUAUUUUUGUAGGAGUUUUUUAAUUUAUUAUCUUGACAUCGUUUGUAUAUAAAACAAAAGAAGCUUUAUUCCACACAAAAUAAUUAGAUUUAAAUAUGAGAUCCCCUGUUUUUACCUUUUUCAACGUAGUUGUAUAGGGAGUUCUACCUAUAAGAGUCUAUAAUAAAUAAGAAUUCUUUGAUAAGCAAUUUAAUGUUCUAGGAGACGACUCUCUCAGAGCUACUUGGUAUUUCUGUCUUUCUUCAAGAGGUUUUGGUUCUUUCCUUCAUCUAUUUGCAACUAUCUUUAAUUCUAUCAGUAUCUUUAUUAUCAUCACUUUUAUCAAAGAUGAAAAUAAAAUUGGCUAAUCAAUAGUCCUUUUUAUGGCAAGUAUUGAAUAUUUACAGUGGGGUGUCAGAUAAGCUAUCUAAGUAGAUGUUGCUAUGUCUAGUACAUAAAGAUGUAAGAAUCUAAUUGAAGAAUAAUCAGAAGCUGCGUUGAUAACUACUUAUGAUACAGAAAUAUUUAAUAUUAACAAAAAUGAGAGCAAUAUCUAGUGUCUCAAUUCAAAAUUCCCUUAAAGUAGUCAAUUAUAAUUCUAAGAUGUGAAAAUGAGAUAUCGCAAGGAGCUCAACUUAGUAUUGAAAGGUCUUACAUUUAGUAUAUAACCUGGAUAAAGGAUAGGAUUUGUUGGUAGAACUGGUGCAGGAAAAUCUUCUAUUAUUCAAGCACUAUUUAGAAUGACAGAAAUUGAAGAUAAAGAAAAGACAUUUUAAACCAUUUUAGAAAAUGAUUUAGAAUCAAAUAUUAUAGGUAACGAUGGUAUUUUUAUUGAUGGCCACAAAAUCUCUAAUUUAGGUCUUCACACACUUAGAUCAGCUAUUAGCAUAAUACCAUAAGUUCCAUUUGUGUUUUCUGGAUCGAUCAGAAGAAAUUUGGAUCCCCUUGAAUAAUACAGCGAUGCUCAAAUAGAUAAAGUUUUAGAAGAUAUUGAGCUUAAAGAUAAGAUCAAUUAAUUAGAGCACAAAAUAUUAACAGAUAUGACUAAUACGAGCGAAAUAUUUAGUACAGGUCAAAAAUAGCUGAUAUGCCUAGGCAGAGCUAUAUUAAAAUAAAGUAAGUUAAUUGUGCUUGAUGAAGCAACUGCAAACUGUGAUAUGCUUACUGAUGAAUUAAUAUAAAAGAAAAUAAGAGAAAGAUUUACUAAUUCCACAAUCAUAACUAUAGCUCACCGUCUAAACACUAUAGCAGAUUAUGAUUAAAUUAUAGUUAUUGACAAUGGAAAGGCUGUAGAAUAAGGAGAACCCUAUUAGCUCUUGUAAGAUAAAGCAAGCAUAUUCUAUUAAAUGGUAGCAAAAACUGGAAAAAAGAAUUCAAGCAUAAUAUAUAAAAUAGCCUAAUAAAAGCAUUAAUAAAAUUAGUAAAAUUAGGAAGAAAUUUGA
Tetrahymena thermophila SB210 is the source of this 4314-nucleotide messenger RNA. RefSeq names its product ABC transporter family protein. Gene Ontology annotation, cellular component: membrane. Gene Ontology annotation, molecular function: ATP hydrolysis activity; ATP binding; ABC-type transporter activity. The transcript has 8 exons. Gene Ontology annotation, biological process: transmembrane transport. NCBI's taxonomy places the organism in Eukaryota, Ciliophora, Oligohymenophorea, Hymenostomatida, Tetrahymenidae. The record is from RefSeq and is a predicted model, not a curated record.